This is a messenger RNA of Frankliniella occidentalis (western flower thrips), 641 nucleotides long. RefSeq lists its product as uncharacterized. Bases 64 to 444 code for a protein of 126 amino acids. The record is from RefSeq and is a predicted model, not a curated record. NCBI's taxonomy places the organism in Eukaryota, Metazoa, Arthropoda, Insecta, Thysanoptera, Thripidae. The transcript has 3 exons.
UGUGAAAAUUAAUUAUUAGGUUUGUGAAUAGCAAUGUUGUUUCGGAGGAGAAUUCAUGCUUGAAUGAUGGCAGAAACGAACGUAAGAGAGCCGAGUGCCACAGUAGUGCCCUCUAGCGGUCAAAUCUCAGAUCUUACACUUCACUCAGCUGAACUUUUUCGUGCAGCCAUGUUUGCCGCUAAUGCAGUAAGACGCGCCGCGACCGCUGCCGUCAGAAGAGAGAGCAGACGCAAUGUCUCUGCCUACAACGAUGUCGUCGCAGCCCCUCCAAGCAACAAGGUUACCGUUACCGAGCAAGUCAUUCAGGGCAUUGUCUUGAGUGCAGGAGUUCUUGCUUACCCUGUUUAUGCUAUGUUUGAAGUUGCUGAACACAAGCGAGCGGAAUACGCUGAAAUGGAGGUUCCUGAAGAAUGGGAGGAAUGGAGAGCCAAGCAAAAGAAGUAGACUAGUAAUUUAUUAUCAGAAUGUAGUCAGAUUCCAGUCUUGCUUAAGAUGGGAGGUUGGUUUUAAUUGCAUUUAACUUCGCGACGUUUGUGUGCUGUGCAACGUAUUCAUUCCGAAUGGCAUUUCAGUGUGGUAUUUGAUUAUGUUCUAUGUGAGAUGAUAAUAUGCUUUUAACAUAAUAAAAUAAUUGUUACUUA